UACCAUGCUUUUUCAAUGAUGGGCAUGUGUUCUUAGUCUUGACUAUCGUGCAGCAGAAAGCAGAAUUUAAGGUUAGUUUAAACUUAUAAGGAAUUGGCCGAAGAAAAGUAAGAAACAAUAAUACAAAUAACUCACAAAAACGCCAAUUAUGGAUGGCUCUGGAAAUAAUCGUUAUGAACUUUUGUUCAUGGACGAUGAUAUUAGUGAUCCAUUAGAUAAUGUUGCGAGCAAGUCGAAAAAACAGGUUAAGACUGCUGGUGGCAGUGGGGGUAGCGCACCCUCCGCAAAGACUUCGAAUAAACAAAAUGUCGACGGUGCUACAAGGGCACAAUCGAACAAGAAACCCAACCAAGCCGAGAAAGAGAAUAAGCCAUCGGCCCUGAACAAAAAUGAAUUGAAUAAGAAAUCGGUGGCUGGUACUGCCGUAGAUAGAGCUAACAAGCAAGGUGGGUCUGUUGCCAAUGCAAAUCGCAAACGCACUGGUCCCGCUAGUGAUGGCGGUCAAGGUGGACAACAGCAACAGGGCACAAGGAACUUAAAUUUUAGACAACAAAACGGUGAAACUCGUGAACAACGCAAUAAUCGACGCAAUGCUAGAGAAAAUGGAUUUGCUGGUAAUUUUGGUGCGCAAAUUGAAGGUGGAUCAUCGCAACAGCAACCACGUCAAUUUCGGGACCGAGAAAAUCGCGGGCCACCCCGUAAUCGCAAUUUCGAAGGUGGUAAUCGAGGCGGCAAACGUGAAUUCGACCGCCAAUCGGGUUCUGAUAAAACUGGUGUGAAAGCGAUUGAUAAACGAGAUGGCGCCGGGGCACAUAACUGGGGAUCAGUUAAGGAGGCUAUCGAUGAUGUUAAUAAAAGCGAUGUUGAAGCAGGCAAUGUCACUGAUAAGGCUGAAGAAUCUGGUAAUGAACAGGUUGAUCAGACGCCGGUGGAAGAAGAAACCAAAGAAUUAACGCUGGAUGAAUGGAAAGCGCAAAAACAACAAAGAGUCAAGCCAACAUUCAAUAUCCGUAAAGCAGGAGAAGGUGAAGACACUACUCAAUGGAAGAAAAUGAUAGUUUUAAACAACAAUAAGAAAAAGGACAAUGAAAGCGAAGAGGAACUUGAGUACGAUCCUGCCAUGUACCCACAAAGAGUUGGACGCCAACAACGCGUACUUGAUAUACAAUUCAAUUUCAAUGACGGACGCCGCGGUGCCGGUUUCGGUGGCCGUGGACGUGUACGUGGUCCUCGUCCAGGAGGUGCCGUUCCCAACACAAACACCAACUAUAAUAAUAGCGUUACUGAACGGCCAGUAGUCGGUGGACGCGGCGUUAAUACAGGCGGCCGAGGCGGAAAACGCAAUUUCGGUUAUAAACAAAAUGUUGCACCAAAAGUCAACGACGAACGUCAAUUCCCUACAUUGGCUUAAAAUUUCUGCACAUUUGAACCAGACGCAAUAUCAAAAACAAAAAAGAACGUUUUUAAACAAAUGGAAAUACAGAAGCAAAUAAUAAGAGGAAUCGAGAAUUAAGAUAAGUUUGAAGCUUCACUAAAUUUAAAGACCAUAUGGUAAAGAAAAGUAACAGAUACUGCUGAAAAAUAUUAAAAUCCAAUUUAAUGAAUUAUCACAAGAUAUACUACUUCUGUUUUCAAUACCAUUAUAUUGAAUUGAUGCAUUAAAAUAUAUAUUAUCCUAUAACAGUAAAAUACAGAUUAAAAACCGCCCAAUUACAGCGUCAAAGCGUGAGAACAAGGAAAAUAAGAAGCAAUUGAUUUCAAGUCAAAGCGUUUAACCAAUAACUUCAAGAGCCACACUAGCAUAUCCAAUGCAACAGCACUUGUCGUAUAUAUAAAGUCUAGUAGGUUCCACUGCUAAAGUAAGGUGUAUAUUUUUGUUGUUUGAUUAAAUUUAAAAUUUUGUUUAUUACAAAAUGAUAUCGAAAGUGAGAGUUCAGUCACUUUCCAUUAUUUUCAAAACUACUUCGAGUUUUACAAAAUUUUAGCACUUAAAAUUUAAAUAAUAUGAUUAAACUAACAAUACAAGGACUCCGUUAAGCAGUUCGUAUUAAACGGUUAGAAAAAAGAUACAAAAAUUAUUUGAUGUCAUCACAUGAAUGAGAUCCAUGAAGUGAAGCAAAUAAAACCAUCAUCAUCAUCACCCUCAUGCAAAGCAAUUAUCAUUUUAUUAUAACUUUCUUAAUUGUAUUAACAAAAUAAUUUAAAGGCAAAUAAAAGUUCACACUACUAUUAAAGAAAAACAAGCCAAAUUAAUUAACAAAAAGGGUAGAGGUAUGUCAUGUUGAACAAUGUGUAAUUGCGUUUCUGUGCAACCAAAAAGUUGAAAAACUACAACACAAACAAAAUACCAUUAUUUCUAUAUAGCAGGAGCAUAGUACACAAUUUUAGAUUUGAAACACACCGGUUUUAAUUGUAUUUACUCUGUAACUAAAAAAAGAAAAAUCACCCAAGUGAAAACUACUUACGAUUAGAACUCGUAUGAAAAUACAUAUUAUGAGAAAAUUUUUGAAAUGUAUUUUGACCCAUGAAAGUUCAAGAACUCGUUUAAAUAAAAACUUAUUUGAUAAAAUUAAA
Messenger RNA from Anastrepha obliqua, 2574 nucleotides. RefSeq names its product plasminogen activator inhibitor 1 RNA-binding protein (gene vig). Lineage: Eukaryota; Metazoa; Arthropoda; Insecta; Diptera; Tephritidae. Gene Ontology annotation, cellular component: nucleus; cytoplasm. The coding region runs from base 149 to 1411 and encodes 420 amino acids. Gene Ontology annotation, molecular function: RNA binding. The record is from RefSeq and is a predicted model, not a curated record. The transcript is spliced from 3 exons.